AUGGUUGAUGAUGUCUCUUCAAGUGGUGAUCAAAUUGAAGUGCUUGUCCGUGAAGCAGAAGAUCUUCGGCAAAAAUUGGAUCAGGAAAGGCAAAAAUUGAAUGAUGUGCCAAUCCAAACAGCAGCCGCAAAAUUGGCAAAACUGGAACUUGGUGGAAUGAGAUGUCGACGUGUACUCCGUGGGCAUGCUAGCAAAGUUUUAUGUAUGGAUUGGGCACAGGAUAAAAGACACAUUGUCAGUUCUUCGCAAGAUGGGAAAGUCAUUGUAUGGGAUGGAUUUACAACAAAUAAAGAACAUGCCAUCACUAUGCCUACAACAUGGGUUAUGGCUUGCGCUUUUGCCCCAAGUAUGCAAAUGAUUGCUUGUGGUGGUUUGGACAAUAAAUGUUCUGUAAUCCCUCUCAACUUUGACGAGGAUAUAAUUCAAAAGAAAAGAUCUGUGGCUACUCAUACUUCUUAUAUGAGUUGCUGUACUUUCAUUCGAUCAGAUAAUUUGUUAUUGACUGGCAGUGGUGACUCAACUUGUGCUAUGUGGGACGUUGAAAGUGGUCAAAUGAUUCAAAAUUUCCAUGUUUUUGCCGGUGCUGAUAAACACGCACUCGUAUGGGAUAUCCGUUCAGGACAGUGUGUUCAAAGCUUUGAUGGUCACGAAGAAGAUAUUAAUACUAUUCGAUUUCAUCCAAAUGGAGAUGCUUUCGCUACUGGAUCUGAUGAUGCUUCGUGCCGUCUCUACGACAUUCGUGCAGAUCGUCAAGUUGCUGUUUACCAAAAAGAAUCAAUUUUCUUCCCGGUAAAUGGUGUUGACUUUUCUGUUAGCGGUCGCCUAUUAUUUGCUGGCUAUGGUGAUUAUCGAAUUUCUGUUUGGGAUACACUCAAAUGUGUUCGAGCCCAUGUUUUGUAUGGACAUGAAAAUCGUAUUUCUUGUUUGAGAACAUCUCCGGAUGGGACAGCUAUAUGCACUGCUUCAUGGGAUUCUUUCCUUAAGAUUUGGGCAUAA
This is a messenger RNA of Meloidogyne enterolobii, 996 nucleotides long. The record is from the annotation of a GenBank genome assembly. Lineage: Eukaryota; Metazoa; Nematoda; Chromadorea; Rhabditida; Meloidogynidae.